Molecule: messenger RNA, 726 nt
Organism: Candidozyma duobushaemuli
Lineage: Eukaryota; Fungi; Ascomycota; Pichiomycetes; Serinales; Metschnikowiaceae
Product: NADHX epimerase
Exons: 1
Coding region: 1-726 (241 amino acids)
Cellular component (GO): mitochondrion
Molecular function (GO): NAD(P)HX epimerase activity
Source: RefSeq, a predicted model, not a curated record
AUGUUCAAGACAUUAUCCGCUAAAGCGGCUGCCCAGCUCGACCAGGAGCUCAUGUCAACCGGUGCCUACUCAAUUGACCAACUCAUGGAGCUAGCAGGCCUAGCUGUGGCCAAAGCAAUCUACAAACAGUAUCCUCCCAAACCGGCCACAUCGGGAUCCAAGGUUUUGGUGCUUGUUGGGCCUGGGAAUAACGGAGGCGAUGGACUCGUGUGUGCAAGACACCUUAAGUUAUGGCGUCAUUACGAGCCUGUGGUGUACUACCCAAAGAGACCCCAAAAGGAGCUAUACCAGAGACUCACUACUCAAUUGCGCCAUUUGGGUGUUCAGGAGGUUGAAAGUAUCGAGGAGGUGAAGAAGCUCACGGCUGAGCCGUCAUUGAAGGUGAUUGUGGAUUCACUUUUUGGCUUUUCGUUUAAGCCGCCAGUCAGAGAACCGUUCAAUGAGCUCAUUGACCAUUUGGCUGCAAAACACGAGGAGAUAGCCCCAAUUGUGGCCGUGGACAUUCCUUCAGGAUGGGAUGUUGAUGAAGGUCCUCAGGAUGUUGAUAUUGGUGCUUCUGUGCUUGUCAGCUUGACAGCUCCCAAGCCUUGUGCUCAGCGUUUUGCUGCUCCAGGAAAAGUGCACUAUUUGGGAGGAAGGUUCAUUACUGAUGAUGUUGCCGAAAGGUAUGGGAUUUCUGAUUUGAUCAAGUUGUACCCUGAUGAUGAGUUGAUUGUGAAGUUGUAG